CCAAACUUUUCUGUCUCCACAGCAAACAUCUUGACUGUCAUCAUCCUCUCACAGUUGGUGGCUCGCAGACAGAAGUCCUCCUAUAACUAUCUCCUAGCUCUAGCGGCUGCCGACAUACUGGUACUCUUCUUCAUUGUCUUUGUCGAUUUUUUGAUGGAGGACUUCAUCUUGAAUAAGCAGAUGCCUCAGGUACUGGACAAAAUAAUUGAGGUCUUGGAAUUUUCUUCCAUUCAUACAUCCAUUUGGAUUACUGUGCCACUAACAAUUGAUAGAUAUAUAGCAGUAUGCCACCCACUUAAGUAUCACACAGUCUCCUACCCAGCUCGUACUCGAAAAGUCAUUGUAAGCGUUUAUAUCACCUGCUUUCUGACCAGCAUCCCCUACUACUGGUGGCCCAAUAUUUGGAUUGAAGACUACAUAAGCACAUCUGUACAUCAUGUCCUCAUCUGGAUCCACUGUUUUACCGUUUACUUAGUGCCGUGCUCGAUUUUCUUCAUUCUGAAUUCAAUCAUUGUGUACAAGCUCAGACGAAAAUGCAAUUUCAGACUGAGAGGAUACUCCACAGGGAAAACGACAGCCAUUUUGUUUACUAUAACAUCUAUUUUUGCCAUACUUUGGGCACCAAGAAUAAUCAUGAUAUUGUAUCACCUCUAUGUAUCACCUAUAAACAACAGCUGGUUGGUACAUAUUGUGUCGGACAUUGCUAAUAUGCUAGCAUUGUUGAACACUGCAAUUAAUUUCUUCCUCUACUGUUUUAUUAGCAAGAGAUUUCGCACAAUGGCAGCUGCGACACUAAAAGCUUUCUUUAAGUGUCAGAAACAACCCGUGCAGUUCUAUACAAACCAUAACUUUUCAAUAACUAGCAGCCCUUGGAUUUCCCCUGCCAAUUCUCACUGCAUCAAAAUGCUUGUUUACCAGUAUGAUAAGAAUGGAAAGCCUAUAAAAAUAUCACCAUGACAAGGGGGAUCACUGGUUUCUCAGGGUGCAACUUCUUUUCAAGCAGUUACACCUACAGGAUGUAAUUGCUAAAAUGGCUAUUUUUAAGAGUGGUCAUUUGAUUUCAUUUCCUUGCAACACUAAGAGGCAGACCAGACUGUUAGAAGAGAAUGGGAGUGCUUGAGUUGGAGAGUCAGAACAACAAGGCAAAAUGCCUCUGCUUGUUACAUAGCAUUUUGAAUAGGCUUUGGAGUAUGAGUUUUUAUGUUCAAUUGCUAUCAAAUGUUCCAUGUUCAAGCACCAGUGCAGUGCAGAGUUGUUAAGGGAAAAACCACAAGGGGGUUUAAUUACAACUGUAACACAACUUGUGUGCCCAUCUAGUUCUCUUCACUAUUGACACAACAACCGAAAGCUUUCUGUACUGGGGAGGGCACCACUUGCAUUGUGUGCAUUUUCCUGAAACCCAUGUGUCAUUUCUGACAUGAAAUGUUGCCGCACAGGCUCUCUUGUUGAGGACUUUCUGCAUUCUUGCAAGCUGCAAGACAUCUGAACUGUGACAAGCCUUUCUAGGCUCAUUUGAACAAGGCUCAAGGAUUAUUUCACCUUUUGUAGCCUUGGCAUGAAAAGCAAUCCCGCAAGCUACCAAUAUUUAUAUGUUUUAAGUUAUUUCCUUUAAAAAGGCCAGAUGGGAAGAGCUGGGGAGGAGAGUUCCUGAGCUGAGAAUGAAAGUAGCACAUUUCUACGGCAACUUGAAUUAGUCUCUCCAGAAGCAUGAGUGUGGGGACAAAUCUGGUUUCUACUGGACCUGAUUGUGUGAGAUAUGUAUAAAGCCCUCACCUCCCUUGGAACCCAGUCAGAAUACGCACCCUCCCACAACAUUUGGCCUUUACAGAUUAUAUAGCUACAAACAUUAAAAUACAAAAAUUUUUUGGAGAGUUCUUGUCUAUGGUAUGACAGGUUUGCCAGUGGCUUGUUUACUUCAAAAUCUGUUUGUGGAAUACACAUAUUCAAGACCCCACAGCAGUAAAAUCAAAGGCUACCCAAAAUGCUUGAAUAGGGUCCUUUACGCUGUCUUAAAUAGGAUAAAUAUUUAACUGUUCUUCCUUUACGCUGAGAAGCAGCAUAUCAGCAACAGAGUGUAGAAGACUUUGGGGAAAAUGUUUAUAGAAGGCUGAGAGUACAUUUCACUUGCUGUUAUUCCUCCUUAGUGCUCGGUAUGUGGUCUCCAUGUGUGCAUUGUAGCACUUACAUUACUUGUUGGGCAUUUAACACACGCCUUAAAAAAUAAUGUGAACAUAUUUCCUUGCAUGGUAAACACAAGCACAACUUUGGCAGUGAAUGUAGGGGCUUCUCAACUGAUAAUAGUAAGAUGGUUGCCCACCACUGGCAGUGUUUGUGUAUAUGCAGUUUUUGUUACACUUUGUGAGCUGACUAGGGACCCACCAAUGUGGCAUGAAAUCCUCCUUGAGGGGAGUUAAGCCCACUGGGUUCAGUGGAACAGCAACACUGAGUCCCUCUCGAGGAUGAAGUCGGGCAAACUAACAGCCUGCCAUACUAGAGGUGGUUUCAAUAUUGUAAGGGCCUCAGAAAUGCAGAAUACCCACAGGUUCCCAUUGAAGUUAGGCAGAGGGGACUGCCCUCUGGCCACUGACACCUUGAACAGCCAUCUGUGCCUGUGCAGGGAAACAGGGAAAUGCCAAGUACAAGGCAACGAAGAAUGAGUCCCAGAUCACCUGAUACAACAAACCCUUCAUUUACAUGAGGGAGCCUCACUGAAGAGAGACUAUCACUUGGAUAAGUCUGAAAUUUGAAGCAUUGCGAACAUUAUGGCCCAAUUUUCAACUGCUGUGGACCAGCAUAGCUAUAAUGACUUCAGUGGAGCUGCCUUAUUUUGUACCAGCUGAUGAUUUAGUCAUUGACUUCAGGUGAGAACGAAGGGUACUCUGCAUGUCCUGCUUCAUGCUGUUGUAUUAUAUAUUCGUUCUCCCCGAGAUUGGCAGAGGUGUAUCUGGAGGGGAUAUCAGAGAGCAGAAUUUGACCCUCUCCCCCAGCGCAGCAUGGCAAAGUUAAAAAUUUAAUCUUCUGAAAUGUGGAGAGAAAGGGGAAAAAUGUCUUCUGGGUCUUUUUCACUGUAAAUCUUGACAAAAUAUGGUGUCUGUAAAAUAUGAAUCGCAAUAAUAAAGAAAUGCUAGGCCUUUUAAUAUUUGGUAACAGCUAAUAACUACAAUGAGAGCAAAAUUAUUAAGCUCUUUCACUAUCAACUUGGAUUUUUUUGUGCUCUCCCAAACCUCUCUCUACUUUUUCUUUGUAAAUUGAUAUUAACCAAAGUUUACCACAGAAAAAAAAAGGUACUGUAUAUGUUUAGUUUUGGGGAAAACACUAUAUUUAUAUCUUUUUUUAUUUUUAAAUUUGCUAUGAGGAAUGCUAGUCUGAGUUACCAUGUGAACAAGUCAAAGUGCAAUAUACCUAUAUAGCAUAAGUGGUUUGUUUUUGAGGAAGUAUAUAAUAUUAAACAAUAAUACUUAUUUAUAUAAAAAUUUCACUAUUCUACUUUAAUAUAUUAGUAAUCUUACAUAAAUAAAUGAAUGUUUAGGGUUUUUUAAUAUUUCAAUUUAGUACAUGGAGUAUUUUGCCAUAUAUAUAUCAUUUAUUACUUUUCUUAACAUCAUGUUUGUCCACCUCAUCAUAUUUUCACAAAUGGCCAUAUUUAAAGGUAAAUAUGUCAACCUAAGAUUUGAUUUGGAAUGAAAGAUAUUCCAUCAGGUUAUUGUGACAAUGUUUUAAAAACAAGCCUUAGUAUUUUCAUAUCAAUCUUUGCAAUGCCAUGGUGUUAGUUCCAUAUGCAUUAAUUAGCCAUUUCUGUUUGGGUGAUUUUAGGGCUCUAUGUGGCUGGUAUGAAACACAUUGAGGGCAAUGCGAGGUUUUUCCAUUAACCUCAGUGGACUUUGGAUCAGACCAUAACUUGUUAACAAUAAACAUUUUGAAGCCUUUUUGGGGACCAGUUUGGGUAACUAAAAGGGCCUUGCCUUUUUAGUCCACCGUAUGGGAGCUGCUGUUGAUAAUACUUGCCUUAUUUUUUGGUUUUGUGAAGUAUCUUGCAAUGACUGUUGUUAAACUAGCCAAUGUCUUGCUGUAUUGUUCGUACCUCCUAAUUUUCCUAUAGUAUAAAACUUAACCAAGCACAUGCUGUCUCAUUAUUUAGGGAAAAAAUUUAUCCUGGAGAUGGAAAAUUCUUGGUAGGGAAGAAGGAGACUCAAACUUGAUUCAACUUAUUUUCAAAUAUCUACAAUUAGAAAAAAAAAAAGCUGUGAAUGGACAGCAUGACAAUUUCUCAUAAGCAUGUGUCCUUGAAAAUCACAGUGAAGACAGUAAUUUUUAAAUAUGCUGUUGACUAUAUAAAAUGAUGAGACCUGUCACCUACUCAAAAUUGUGAAUAUUGAUAUUUUCAUAAGUAGAGAAUAUAUUGUGUUGAUAAACCUGUUUGUAUUAUAAUAAAUUCUGAGCUGGUGCAAAAUUA
Molecule: messenger RNA, 4453 nt
Organism: Gavialis gangeticus (Gharial)
Lineage: Eukaryota; Metazoa; Chordata; Crocodylia; Gavialidae
Gene: GPR139
Product: G protein-coupled receptor 139
Exons: 1
Biological process (GO): G protein-coupled receptor signaling pathway
Cellular component (GO): membrane
Molecular function (GO): neuropeptide receptor activity
Source: RefSeq, a predicted model, not a curated record